This is a messenger RNA of Lymnaea stagnalis (great pond snail), 538 nucleotides long. The record is from the annotation of a GenBank genome assembly. NCBI's taxonomy places the organism in Eukaryota, Metazoa, Mollusca, Gastropoda, Lymnaeidae.
CCCAGAUUAAUUUCUCCUCUUGCAUUUGAAUCAAAUUUGGAACUCGACACGUUGAACUACACGGGCGUCAAGUACAAUUUCGAAGAUCUAUUCGGCAGUCUGUCAGGAGUAACCCAUUUGAACCUUUCAAUUUUAGUCGUGAACAACAUUCCCUCUGGUCAAAUCUCGCGCACACUCUCAUCGCAACAUGUGAGAAAUAUCCAAAACCUCCAGCAUUUAAAGGAGCUCCACCUGGAAGGUAACUGGAUUUCAACCGUCAGCUUCGACUUCGUAAAGGGGCUACCGAGUUCACUUAGAAGAAUAAAUCUGAGCAGAAAUAAUCUGUACCGCGACAACAGCAUUUUGAAAUACGUUUACACUUCCCAAAAUUUAGCGUACUUGGAGAUUUUAAACGAGGAUUUGGAAAACACUUUUUCCGGUCUGGACACGGUGCCACACUUUGGUGCGAGCGACUCGUGCCAAUGCGAUAUACUUACCCCGGAAAGCGACAACACCGUAAAGAAUCCUUCUCCACAACAUUUACAACAUUCUAAAAUUA